Molecule: messenger RNA, 2001 nt
Organism: Eutrema salsugineum
Lineage: Eukaryota; Viridiplantae; Streptophyta; Magnoliopsida; Brassicales; Brassicaceae
Product: polyadenylate-binding protein, cytoplasmic and nuclear
Exons: 20
Coding region: 239-1876 (545 amino acids)
Biological process (GO): mRNA splicing, via spliceosome
Cellular component (GO): U1 snRNP; precatalytic spliceosome; U2-type prespliceosome
Molecular function (GO): U1 snRNA binding; mRNA binding
Source: RefSeq, a predicted model, not a curated record
AGAUGGAAACAUCACUCUUCCUCUGGAAGAAAUUACUCCGAAUACACAUACUAUCAGAGUUCAAUCUCGUAGACUCCGGCGCCGGAAUUCACUAUCCACGUGCACUAUCGCAAAAUGCAAUGACUUCGGAUGAUUUGCUUGCGAUUUUCCAGGUGGUGACCAGGGUUAUUUAUAUUGCUGCUCUCAACUCGAAUUCCCGGCAAAAAUAUAACCCGUCGCUGUUUUCAUCAUCUUCUCCAUGGCCAAAGCUAAUCCAUCUCGUAAGCGAAAGCCGGAAGAUGAUUUGGAGACCAAACCGGUUCUGAGGGAACAUAGGGAAACUUCCGAGGAGAAGGUGACAACGAAAGGAUUUGCUGAUACUGUCCAGCAGAUCAAAGGAAGGGUCGAGUUGUUGGAGUCAAAGUCUGAUCAGGCUAAUUUAAUCUCAGUGAAGGAGACAGUGGAAGGACUUGGUGAGAAAACUGCCGCAAGAAAAAAGACGCUCUUUGUUGACCAUCUCCAUCCCCAAACUAAAAUAUCAGAUAUCAUUGAUUUCUUCAAUGAUGUUGGACAAGUUAUUCGUGUUCGACUUACUGUAGACGGCAUGGAUGAGAAACUGGGCUGUGGCUUUGUUGAGUUUGCUUCCUCUAACGAAGCUAAGAGGGCUCUGCAAGAGAGGAACGGUGAAUACUUGCACGAUUGUAAGAUUCUUCUUGUUGAUGCAGCAAAUAGGGGAGCUGCAUACCCUCCACCCAAGUUUUGCAUAGAUCACAUGGUUUGGAACCAAGACUACCUUCAACGAGAAAGCAUUCCGAUCCUUCCUAUUAAAGAAGAUGAGACACCUCCCGAUUUUGUUGAGGAUGUACUCUUUAUUGCCAAUCUCUCUCCCCAAACAAAUAAAAUGGUACAAAUCACCCGUUUCUUCAAAGAUGUUGGAGAAGUUGUUAGUGUUCGACUUGCUGUAGACCGCAUGGGCAAGCAUCUGGGCUAUGGCUUUGUCGAGUUUGCUUCUGCUUACGAAGCAAAGAUGGCGCUGGAAGAGAAGAAUGGUGAAUAUUUGCACGAUCAUCCCAUUUUGUUGAUGAAAGGAGUUGAUCAAAUUCCUGAUUCUGUUGAGGCAGCUGCCAUAAGAAAUAAGACGGUCUUUGUUGCCAAUUUCACUCCCAUAAAAAAGAAUAUAUCAGAUAUCAUCGGUUUCUUCAAAGAUGUUGGAGAAGUUGUUCAUGUUCGACUUAUUCUAACCCGCCGUGGCAGACAAAAUGGCUUUGCCUUUGUUGAGUUUGCUUCUGCUAACGAAGCAAAGAAGGCGCUGGAAAAGAACGGUGAAUGUUUGGACGAUCGCAACAUUGUUGUUCGUGUUGUUGAGACGCCAUACCCUCAAAUUAAGUAUUGCCUAGAUCACAAUGUUGAAGCUUUUGCUAGGUACGAAGACAACCUUCGACAAGCAGAAGAUGCGGGAGUGAAAGGACUUGAUGAACCUUCCGAUUUUGUUGAGGAUGUUGCCGUCUUAAAAAAGACGCUCUUUGUUGCUAAUCUCUCUGAAAACUUUAAACCGAAAUAUAUCAAGAGGUUCUUCAAGAGUGCUGGAGAAGUUGUUCGUAUUCGACUUAUUGUAGACCAGUGGGGUGAGCGUGUGGGCUAUGCCUUUGUUGAGUUUGCUUCUGCUAACGAAGCGAAAAAGGCGCUGAAAGAGAAAAAUCGUGGCAUGAUUUUUCUUUUCGAGGCUGACAUAGCUCCAUACCCUUUCCGACUCAAGUACGACCUUGCAGAGAAGCUUUGGUACGAAGACAACCUUCGACGAUUUAGCCUUGAAUUUGAAACCAAACCGGACCCAAAGAGACUGAAGGAAACACCUCAUUGGAGUGGGAAGAAGAUAAUCUUCUCUGACGAGAUAUAGGAGAAGAAGAUGAAGUUCUUCGGUGUGUUUAGCUUGUGAUACAAUGCAACCCAAGCUUAUAACUUUUUAUUACCAGUAAAAUAUGUUUCUGUAAUGUAAGAUUUUCUUUAAUCGCUUAAUACGAU